AUGGCGUCCAAGAAGGAUAUGCGCCGGGCCGACUUGGUGAUCCCAUACGUCGAGCCUCCCGCUGAGAAGAGCGAUGCCGAUAUUGGCGGUACUAUGAGCACAACGCUGCCAAUGGCUGCGAUGUUCACCCGGAAUCGGUUGGCCGUUGUGGUUUCCCUCCAGAACUGGUUGUCUGAGACGCCCGAACAGAGCAAGAAUGCCGCCACGCCCGGCUAUAUGUCGAUCUUCAUGUCCCCAACUAUGUUGUGCCGACUCUCUAUGACUAGCUUGUGCCCUGUGGUGAAUGUAAAGCCACGGAGUAGACGUGGUCAACCCCAGUUUUCGCACGCCGCUGACUCAGCCCGCCUGGCCAAUCAGCGCAUUGGCCACCGGGCUGAGUCAUCCACGCUUGGCUGUUUCGGGCUGCUCGACGCCUCGCCCCUCGCUCCUGCCCUCCCUCUUUUCAGCUUUAAAAAGAAUCCCCUCCCAUCAACCCAUCGGCUCUUCCUCCAUCUCUCCGCUCUUACCCACCAGCUCCAACCCGCAGACGCUUCUUCCACAGAGACCUACGAGUUCUCGCUCCCCGCUGCUUUAUCUAUACCCCCUUUUUCAAACAAGUUCCAGCAAAAGGCAGAGUUUAUGUCCAUCGAAAACCUCAAGACCUUCGGUAAGUCCACCGACGAUGCUCCUGCCGCAGUCCUCCAUCGUGCUACGCCCUGCUACACAGCCUGCUCUACCCACUGGGCCGAGCGGGCGGUAAUCGCGUGUUGCCGUGUUGGAAUAAUGGCUGCCGCGGUCGUGUUUGAAGAGCGGGACCCCUUCGCCGAAGCCGACGAAGACACCGGUGAGACUAAACAGUCUCAGAAUUACAUUCAUAUACGAAUCCAACAGCGCAAUGGUCGUAAGACCUUGACCACCGUUCAGGGUCUUCCUAAGAAGUUUGAUCAGAAGAAGAUUCUCAAGGUCAUCAAGAAGAAAUUCGCUUGCAAUGGCACCAUUGUCAACGACACUGAGAUGGGGGAGGUGAUUCAGCUGCAGGGUGACCAGCGUAAAGAUGUUCAGGAAUUUUUGGUCGACAAGAAAGAGGGUUUAGAACUCGACGCCAAGACCAUCAAGGUCCAUGGGUUCUAA
Messenger RNA from Talaromyces atroroseus, 1110 nucleotides. RefSeq lists its product as hypothetical. The record is from RefSeq and is a predicted model, not a curated record. Gene Ontology annotation, biological process: translational initiation. Gene Ontology annotation, cellular component: eukaryotic 43S preinitiation complex. The transcript has 11 exons. Bases 1 to 1110 code for a protein of 369 amino acids. Gene Ontology annotation, molecular function: RNA binding; ribosomal small subunit binding; translation initiation factor activity. Lineage: Eukaryota; Fungi; Ascomycota; Eurotiomycetes; Eurotiales; Trichocomaceae.